CGACGCAGGAAAUCUCACGUGAAUUCCAAGCGAAAUCAAAUAAAAAUCUGUCGGAAUCGAUUCGAAUUCAAAUCGCCAAAGAACAAAUCAAAUGAAGUUGUAGAAACAGUGGAAAAUCAAAUCAAAUAUAUAAAGAGAAUUUUCUCCAUAUAUCUGUUUCAAUUCGGUGAACAUAAAAGCUGCGGAAACUCUGUAAAAUCUCUCUAAAUUUUCAAAUUUAGGGGUUUUGAUAUUUGUUCUCUGCAGAGAUGAAUGAGCAAUCUGCGUCGAUGAUGAAUCAACAGCAGCAGAUGAUGAGUAUGAGUCAGAGCCAAAUGAUGGGGAUGAAUUCGCAUCCGCAGUUACAGCAGCCGCCGGUGAUGAGUCGUAGCUACGGGAUGUGGCCACAGGCGCCGCCGCCUCCGGCUAUGGAUCAGAUGAACUUCCCAAACCCAAGCUUUAAUGCUAUGAAGCCUCAGGGGUUUGUGAUGGGGAAGCAAUCGAAGCCACUGCGACCACGGAGUAAUUGGAAGGGUAAGAAAAUGAAUAAGAUUGACAAGAGAAUGGAUGUAGGGAGAAGGAAUGAGAAGUCGAUGCUCAUCGGUACUAGCAGUGUGACUGGAACUGGUGAUGGCGCAUCCGGUGGCUAUGGUGGUUACCAACCUCCCACCCUUAAUGAAUUGCAACAACAAAACCGGUUAAAGGCCCGGAGAUUUUUCCCUAAAAAGAAGUUUCAUAAUUUCAAUAAUAAUAAUAACAACAACAAUAGGGAUGCACCCUUUGCUCCUCGGAAUACAACAUCAUUUAUUAUCCGGGCAAAGAAGAGUGGUGGGAUUGCUUCAUUAGUCUCCCCGUAUCCUGUGACACCGGCUGUGCUUCCAACACCUAAUUUCUCCCCAUCGAGGGAAGUUGUGGUGGAUAUGGCUAAGGAGGAGUGGGGAUUGGAUGGAUAUGGAUCAAUGAAGGGUUUGAUUAGACUGAGAUCUCCUGGUCAGGAGUUAGAACCCCAUGAAGAUGAGGAUGAAGAGGAUGGAGAGUCUAGUGAGAGUGAUGUGGAGGAACAUGUUGAGGUGGAAAGAAGGUUGGACCAUGACUUGAGCCGUUUUGAGAUGAUUUAUCCAAACCAUAGUGCAGACUACAACAACGUUUUGGAGAAUAGGGUGGAUGAUCAGGAUACUCAUAUUGCUCAAUUAGAAGAGGAGAACUUAAUUCUCAAGGAGAGGCUGUUCUUGAUGGAGAGGGAGUUGGGUGAUCUGAGGAGGAGAUUGCAGAGUCUUGAGAGGCAGAAUAAUGGAGAAGCAGUGGCAAAUGAAUCUGAUAGUGAAACUGAAAGUUUCAGUGAUGCUCCAUCUGUAGAUAACAAUGUUGAAAUCGUUGUAGAGAACGAACAUGUAGAUGUGAACCUAAAAUCAGAUAACACUAAUGAUGGUGGUAUUGAAACUGCUGAGAGUGAAGGGAACAUUGUUAAAGGAACUCAGCAACACUGGAAUAAUGAGACUUUUGAAGAAGCUGGGGCUGAUGACAAUGGAGCUAAGGGUGCAGAAAGCAAGCACAAGAAGAGUGAUAUGGAUUUGCAAGAGAAAGAAGACAAGAAGCAGCAGGAUGUUGAAAUGAAGGAAGACAGUGAUAGACUCAAUGUUGAGGCAUCUGAGAAUGAUGAACUCUCUCUUGUUGAUGUUAGUAUCAAGGCUGCAGAAAGCGAGCACGAGAAGAGUGACAUGGAUUUGCAAGAGAAAGAAGACAAGAAGCAGCUGGAUGUUGACGUGAAGGGAGACAGUGAUAGACUCAAUGUUGAGGCAUCGGAGAAUGAUGAACUCUCUCUUGUUGAUGUUAGUAUCAAGGAGGCUUCUCACAUGGAUGAUGAGAUGAAUGUGUAGAUGCAAUUUAAGAAUUGAAAUGAAUGAUCAGAGGAGAGCAUUUGCGAGGGUGACUUGUCUAAGUGUCCCGCGUUAAUGUAAGUCUCUUCUCUGAGAGUGAUCUCUUUUCAUCCAUUGCAGGCAUCAUUUAUAAUUCACAGUCUAGAUAAUGCAUUUCAAGUACAUAAGGGUUAGCUUUUCAUUUUGGUGCACAAAAUGUUCUUUUUGUCUUAUGACUUCUAAUCACCUUUGAAUGCAUAGAUGUAUCGGUUUCUCUUCCCCAGUUUGUAAUUUUGUUCGAGGUGGCUAUCUGAUAGUAGUAGGGGAAUAUUAAGCUAGAUUUUAGGUGUUCUUUUUGGUCUUCGUGAAUCAUGAUAAAUCUGUAAUGAUCUGCUUUGGAAUUGUAAUGAACUCCUUUUUGGAUCCAUUUUAGAAGUGUUAAUGGAAUUAUACUUUGCAAUAA
Molecule: messenger RNA, 2298 nt
Organism: Ipomoea nil (Japanese morning glory)
Lineage: Eukaryota; Viridiplantae; Streptophyta; Magnoliopsida; Solanales; Convolvulaceae
Exons: 3
Coding region: 249-1856 (535 amino acids)
Source: RefSeq, a predicted model, not a curated record